GGAACGACCCAGUAUAGCAGCGGAAGAAUGUCGUGAAAGUUUCUGUACGAAGUACAAUUAAUCUACAAUUGAUAUCUUCCGUAAUACUUAUCUGGUGUUCGGUCAGGUUGUCCCAUACUCAUGAUAUUUAUGACAGUGGAAUGGCGUUAGUAAAUCAAUUAAAAAAAUUUUCGAGAUCAAUUCUCAGUAUUGCAUCGAAUUAUUCAAAAUAUACAAGCAACACAAUGUUGCCCUUUUUGCAGGCAACAAGAGCAACAUCGACCACGCAACCACUUUCAGAAAAACAAGAAGUAAAUAUAACGUUUGUUAAAGCAAGUGGAGAGAGAAUCAAAGCAAAAGGGAAAGUUGGAGAUACUAUAUUAGACAUAGUAGUAAAUAAUGAAAUUGAUUUAGAUGGAUAUGGUGCUUGUGAAGGUACUUUAACUUGUAGUACGUGCCAUUUAAUAUUUUCGAAAGAAGUUUAUGAUACACUUCCUGACAAACCAACAGAUGAAGAAUUAGACAUGUUGGAUUUAGCAUAUGAAUUAACAGAUACGUCACGUUUAGGCUGUCAAAUAAUAAUGUCUAAGGAACUAGAUGGAAUUGAGGUAAGAGUUCCAUCAACAAUUAAUGAUGCAAGAGCAUAACUAAGAUUGUCUAUAGGUUUUUGAAAAUUUGUACACAAUGUUAUAAUUCUCUUGUUAAGAAACUCUUGUUAUAAUUAUUAAAAUAUUGGUAUUAAAAGAAUAUAAUAAAGAAUCUUGUGUUUAAAUGCGAAGCUUAUAUAUAUACAUAUGUUAUAGUAUAAUUACAAUUUUAAUUGUACAUUGUCAUUGUAAAAAACCUAUACAAUUAUGAAGAAAAUAUAUCUUUUAUUAUUAAUAUA
Molecule: messenger RNA, 865 nt
Organism: Bombus pyrosoma
Lineage: Eukaryota; Metazoa; Arthropoda; Insecta; Hymenoptera; Apidae
Gene: Fdx2
Product: adrenodoxin-like protein 2, mitochondrial
Exons: 4
Coding region: 141-626 (161 amino acids)
Biological process (GO): positive regulation of oxidoreductase activity; P450-containing electron transport chain
Cellular component (GO): mitochondrion
Molecular function (GO): 2 iron, 2 sulfur cluster binding
Source: RefSeq, a predicted model, not a curated record